AUGCCCGGCGUGAAUGAUCCAAGCUGUCAUAUGUUACCACAACAACCUUUACAUCCAUGUAUGUUUCCGUCGUCAAGUAAACGAAAAACAACACAUUGCCUUACAAAUCCAUAUGAUUUUCAAAUCGGACAAAAUUUAGACGAUAUCGAUCUUCAAUCAACGAUUGAGAGUCGUGUUCAGAUACUUGAAAAUUGUCUUAAAUGGAGUGCUAUUGGGCCAACAUGUCCUGAUACAUUAAGUUGUUAUCCAUAUGUCAAAAAUGAUCCAUUUAUAAUUACUGAUACACCACAUGUAUUCUUUGCAGGAAAUCAACCUAAAUUUGAAACACGAGUUUUUCACGGAUCAAAUGAUAUUCAAGUUCGUCUUCUCUGUAUUCCAUCUUUUGCUCAAUCAAAUUCGUGUAUUGCUCUCAAUUUAAGUACACGUGAAUGCUAUGAGAUAUCAUUUCAAAAUGAAACACCACAACUAAUUCAAUAG
Messenger RNA from Rotaria socialis, 477 nucleotides. The record is from the annotation of a GenBank genome assembly. Lineage: Eukaryota; Metazoa; Rotifera; Eurotatoria; Philodinida; Philodinidae.